Molecule: messenger RNA, 5048 nt
Organism: Bombus impatiens (common eastern bumble bee)
Lineage: Eukaryota; Metazoa; Arthropoda; Insecta; Hymenoptera; Apidae
Product: neural Wiskott-Aldrich syndrome protein
Exons: 7
Coding region: 254-1936 (560 amino acids)
Biological process (GO): actin filament organization
Molecular function (GO): actin binding
Source: RefSeq, a predicted model, not a curated record
CCGGAUAGAUAAAAAUGUCAUCACCAACUGGUGGAGUUUCCUGUGUAGGAUAGUAUCAGGAAUAGCUUUUGGAAGGUGAUGAUUGAUCAAUUAUAAUUCCACGGAUUUCACGUCAUUGUGUGCAUUCAAUUUGUAAAAAGAAUGUUUGAAAGUGAGAUACAUUGAAGGUAAAUUAUGAAAGAGAAACUAUCGAUCGAGAAAGAACGUGGUAAGAAAUUAGUACGAUAGUACGAGGAUCCUAACCUUGUUGAAAAUGAAGUCUGGCACUGUGAACAAACAUAGAGGUUCUACGCUUUUAAAAACGGAAGAAAACGAACAAGUCUAUCAAUUGAUAGGAAAUCGGUGUCAGUGUUUAGCAGCUGGAGUUAUUCAAUUAUAUUUGACUGAACCACCUUUACACAAAGAAUGGAUAAAGAAAACUACAGGUAUUAUAACAUUGAUAAGGGAUAAUCCUAGACGUAGUUUUUUCCUUCGUUUAUAUUGCUUACAAAGGAAAGCAAUGUUAUGGGAGCAUGAAGUAUAUAAUGCAAUGGACUAUAAAGCACCAAUGAGUUACUUCCAUACAUUUGAAGCAGAGGAUUGUAUGACUGCUUUUAAUUUUGCAAGUGAAACAGAUGCUGUUACAUUAAGAAACAUUCUUCUUGAUAAGUUGAAUGCCAAACGUCAGAAAAGGCAACAAAGACGCUCUAAGGUAGAAGGAGAAACUCAGCAUGGUGCAACAUUGCCAUGGAGAAAUCAAAGCAACGCAUCACCUGUUGCAUUUAGUACAGGAUCAACUUCUAAUUUAUUAAAUGGAACCCCAACUACAAUUGGUGUCAAUAGGAGUGCUUCUAGUAGUUCUAUGUACAAAAGUAAAAAGAAAAAACGAGAGAAAACCAAGAAAAGAUUAACGAAAGAUGACAUUGGUCCUCCAUCCAAUUUUAGACACGUUACACACUUGUCAUGGAAUACUAGUAGCAAAGAAUUGGAAUUGGACAAAGUCGAUCCACAUUUAAAAAUAUUUCUUGAUAUAGUUGGUGUGUCGGAACAUCAAUUCAGAAAUCAAGACACGCGUGAUUUUAUUUACGAUUUUAUUGAAAAAAAUGGUGGGAUGAAUGCCAUUAGGGAAGAUAUAUCUUCAUCUGCCCCGAAAACUAAUGCACAACAACAAUUACAACAAUUCCAACAACAACAACAACAUCAGCAACAAUCUCCAGCUGCGCCUCAAAGACAGGAAUAUCCCCCUCCAGUUCCAGCAAGAACAAUAACACAUCAAACACGAAGUGCUCCACCACUACCUCCAAAUCGAAUUAAUGCACCUUCAACACCGCCAAGUGUACCACCUAGUGCACCACCUAGUGCACCACCAGUUCAUAGAACAUUACCAUCUCGACCGCCACCACCUUCUUUAACUUUCGCACCAUCACUACCACCACCUCCACCUCCGCCUCCUCCUCCUCCACCACCUCCACCAGCUCCAGCUCCUGCUCCAGCUCCAGCUCCAGCUCCGCGUUCUAGAAGUAAUUUAACUACACCUGUUCCACCUCCUCCACCAUUACCAAGUACUGAUGAUGGAACAGUUAACGCAAGUGCUAUCAAUAAUAAUAAUACUACUAGUAAUGACAAUAAUAAUGGGGAUAUCGCUGAUCUAAGGUCAACGCUUAUGGAAUCCAUAAGGAGUGGUACUAGACUUCGAAAAAUUGAUAAAUCUGAAGUAAAACAAAGUCCCCCUCCUCCAGAUUCAAGGAAUGCUUUGUUAGAAGAAAUUCGUCGUCAAGAAUUUGUGUUAAGGCCCGUUUCGAACGAAGUAAAAAAUGAACGAAGUAAACCAGCGUUUCAAGGAGGAUUAGCUAGUGCUUUAUCAAGAGCUCUUGCCGAGCGAUCAAGUGCAAUCCAUAGUGAAAGUGAUGAUUCGACUAGUGAAACCAGUGAUGAUGAUGAUGACUGGGAUGAUUAACUCAGAUGAAGCAUAUGACUCGAGGAAUAAAAUAAUGUAUCACUGUGAUAAAUCUGCUAUCAAUAAACAUGUAAACAGAUUAGCUACUUUAAAUGUAUAAUAUAAUGAUUUUGAAUUUGAUAUCCAAAGAAGAAUGAAAAUCACAUGUAAAUGUUCCGAAAAAGGAAAUCACAUAAUGUGUUAUCAGGAAGUAAGGCAUAUUUACAUGGAUAGGGCAGGUAAGGGCAGAAUAAAGGUUCUGGUAUAAUUUCAAAAGAAUUGUGACAUGCAAUUAUCUGGUCUGAAGGAGAAAAGAAGAUAUUAUAUAAAGCAAAUACGAUGUUAUAUAACACAACAGGCAUAAAAAUAUCAAUUUUUCAUUUACUAGUAUUUAUUCGUUUAACUGAGGAUCAGCAUUUGCCAAAUAAAAUGAAUACCAUGGAAACGAUCAUACCUAUUCAAGCUGCUUCAAUAAAUAUUAUAAGAAAUAUAAUAAUAAUACAGUUAAGUAAAAACUAGCGUAAUUCUGUAGUGCAGUUAACAAUAUUACAAAUUCCAUGUAAAUUUGUACUAUUACUUCAAAAGUUAGUACACUUCCUGUAUGAUGAUUACGAAAUUUGCCUUAGUUUGUCCUGCCCAAUUCGUGUAACUCAAAAUACAUAUAAUUUUAAGUUAGCGACCGAUAGUCCAAGAUGCACAUUUAUGGUGGAACAAAACUGUAAACGUAAAAUAGAUUUUCAAAUUAAUUGGAGUUGAUCUAUCAAUCAGAAUAGAACAAGGAAAUAAAAGUAUUAAACACAUUACAAUUUUUCUAACUUAAUACUCGAAGAGAUUGCAAUAAUUUCGAUACUAAACUGUAUACAAAAGAUACAUCGAAACUAUGUUAAUUCAUAGGAACUUCACCUAAAAUCUAAAAAAAAAAAAAAAGAAAGAAAAAAAAGAAACGUAUAGUUAAUGUAUCUAUAUGUAUUAUUGUACAGAUCGACUUUUAAGAAUUUAAGCUUUUAUCUAUUAUAAAAUUAAUCGUAUUACGCAUGUUAAGGUCGACUUAUAUACCUGACGUUUCAAAACUGGGAAUCGAGCCUUGUAAAAGUAUACAUAAGUUACAUUUAAAUUCAUCAGUAUGCUAAAUCUUUGUUAAAGAAACGAUCUUCUCUUUUUUUACUGUUUUGUUUAUAGACUUGGAAACUCGUUUGAGGUAUUUAAAUAACGGCCUUGUAUCUAGUCGCCUACGAUGCUAAAACAGGUGCCCUGAACUGAUGUAAAUUAUAAUAUCUUAAAGGAGUUUCUAGAGUCUUUAUAUAUCCCGAUAGAUUAAGGGAUGAUAAUUUUUAAUAUUUUAUUACACUAAUUUUUUUACGUUUUUUUUUUUAUCCAUUAACUAUUUAUGACAUUAUGUCAGUUCUAAUAUCUGUCGGCCUCUGUAUUAAGAGAGGAAGUCAUGAGAACGGUGUUUUACAAUAUACAAACGAAUUAAAUGAACUUCCUUACUUCAUCAUGAAGUAUGAGCAGUCCUGCAUUGUUGGACAAUAUAAUUCAUUCGUUCAAUUAAAAAAAGAAAGCAGCGCAUCAAACGACUCUUCUUAGAUUUAUCCUAUUAAAGUACGUAGACGUAAGGUUACGAUUAACGAUGUAGUAAGAAUUGUAUAUUUUCACGUGUGUGAUAUAGGUGUCGAGACCACAGGAUUGAAGCGGAAACAGAGAAAUUGUCUAUGGGAGUGUAUGAAGCACAAGAUAAAAAGUUUUAUGCCACUAUGGAGAAAUCCUAGUCACACAGAAAUGAGAAAAAAGGAAUAUGUUAAUUAUUAGUUAUUGUAUUUUAUUAUAUUCUAUGCAAUAUUAUUGUAACGUAAACGCUGUUCGACGUCCGAACUUCUCUUUCGAUUGACUAGAAAAAUCAUAGUUGCAGGAUUUUUUGCUUCGAUUACUGCCGAAUAUAUGGAAAUACCGACACGAGAGCGUAAUUAAGAGAAAGAGGGGAUCUACGCUAUAUUUGUUAACUAGGAUAAAGGGAAAGUAGCGAGAGAUGUUAAAACAAAAGACUUGUUACAUAUGAUAAGCUAAUAAGAUUGUAUGAAGAAUGGGAGAAUUACAAAAUUUUACUUUGAACGCAUUAUAUAGAAGUAUUGUUGCAUUUAAGAAGAAAAAGAAAAGAGAAAAAGAGCUAUUAAUGGGCAUGUAUCUUUGUCCAGUUUUAAGAAGUAAAUUGUUCUUCUAUUGAAUGUACAUAUAACAUAGUACAUGUUACAAAUCGUAUUCGGUUUGUGUUGUGACUACCAAAUAUCAAAAACUAUAAAAAAACGAACAUAUAACAAAUAUUAAUUUACUUUAACAUGCAACUUCCUCUUCUACUGUAUUAUUUUUUGUAUUAACUAAAGAAGAAAUAGACUCAUAUAUAAUUUAUAGCGCAAAUUUUAUGAACUAAUGCAGAAUGAAUGUUUCUUCUUUGUUAUUGUGGAAGAACAAAAAAGAAAAAAAAUUCAUCUACAGAGAUGAUAGGGUUCGUGAUAGCAGAAACCUAAAUCUGUUAUGUGUACAUAGUUUUAAAAGGAACGUUGAAUAUACGUUAAAAUAAUGUUUAUACUAUUUAUUUAACAGUCAGCUUUUAUAUAUACUGGAAAUUAGGUUUAAGUAGAUCAGAUAUGUAUAUCGGUCUAACUAAAUAUUUUUGCUAUGAAUAUGAUGAGAUAAAUAAAAUAUGCGUGUGGAAUUUGCGAUUAAAAAAGAACCGGAAGUAAAUAUUCAAAUUUUUUCGUUAAAUUUGUAACGAUAAUUACCCAUUAUUAAUUACUUCGUUUGUGAGAUUCGAAUGUUAUAACUGUAUUCAAAUAUACAAGAAAACAUAUCAAAAUUUUGAAAAAUAUUAAAUGAUGAUUUUGUAUAGAAGCAAAUAUUUUGUAAAAAAAGAAAGAAAGAAAUACCGAUGAUAUGGGACUAAAAUUAUAUCCGAAUUGAUUGCAUUAAACUAAUAAAAGACCAAUUUUCCAAAUCUUAGAAGAAAGUAGCUUCUUCGUAAAAUUGUAAUUUCUAAAAAAAAGAUAUGUAUCAUGCCAUUUAUGUAACUGAAAUUGUUGACUUUAUCGAUAAAUGUUUAAAUACAAAUAUAUCAAUAGACACGAAAGAGAAAGGAAUA